Molecule: messenger RNA, 480 nt
Organism: Raphanus sativus (radish)
Lineage: Eukaryota; Viridiplantae; Streptophyta; Magnoliopsida; Brassicales; Brassicaceae
Product: S-protein homolog 21
Source: RefSeq, a predicted model, not a curated record
AUGGGAAAAUAUUUGCUAUGUUUUUUUCUAGUCCUCCUUUCCUUUUAUUCUAUAAACUCUUAUUUGAUGCCUCCUCUCUUCAGAAAAUUCAAUGUUGAAAUCGUAAAUCAGCUAGGGUUUAACAAAAAACUCAAGGUUCAUUGCAAGAGUGGAAGUCAUGAUUUUCGGAUUACGUAUCUUAAUAUCGGUGAAAAUUUUCAAUUUAAAUUUACUAUCAACCUAAAGACUCUGUACUGGUGUGAUCUAUGGCAGGGACCAAAUUACAAACACCAUGUGGUUUUUAAUGCGUUUCUUCGGAGUGCGGACAAAGAUUUUAUAGAUGGUACGUGUACUGGAAUGGACCCUAAUGUAUGUAGGUGGAUCGCAAAAGAAGAGGGAGUCUAUGUCCUCAACAAGAAAUUUCAUGGAGAAUAUUUCAUGUAUAAAUGGGAUGCUCCCUCAAAAAACACUCUAGUUGGUGCACUUGCUAGUCAAUAUUAA